Adineta ricciae is the source of this 2664-nucleotide messenger RNA. NCBI's taxonomy places the organism in Eukaryota, Metazoa, Rotifera, Eurotatoria, Adinetida, Adinetidae. The record is from the annotation of a GenBank genome assembly.
AUGCGUUACGCUGCUGCCUACGUUUUAGCUGUACUUGGUGGUAAUGCCACUCCAGAUGCUGCAACAAUUGCAAAAAUCCUCGGCAGUGUCGGUAUCGACUGUGAUAAAACCAAAGCACAAAAAGUAGUCGAUGCAUGCAAAGGAAAAGAUCUUGAACAAAUCAUCGCCGAAGGUACAAAGAAACUUACAAGUUUACCAGCCGGUGGUGCUGCUGCACCCGCCGCUGCCGCUGCAGCUCCAGCUGCUGGAGGUGAUGCUAAGAAAGGUGGUGCUAAAGAAGAACCAAAGAAAGAAGAAAAGAAGAAAGAAGAAUCGGAUGAGGAAGGAGAUGAUAUGGGCUUUGCAAUUGUUUUCAUCAGUGUCAAUGUUCACAUCGGAACAAUAACAACCAAUACCUUUGCAAUUAUGAAUAAUCCAGCCGAUGAUGAUGAUGACGAUUCGUCCAUCGAUGAUUUUGAACAUCGAAAUGAAAAUUCCGAGACGAAUUCGGCAAAUCCAACGGCAACAACGACUAUUAUUGAAGAUAAAUGGGCUUGCUCCAUAUGUACAUAUUUAAACUUUGCUGUAGCACAAAAAUGUACCAUGUGUCGACAACCGAAACUAACAACAGUGAACGCUGCUUCAGCCGAUAUCUAUCAAUUAAGUGCAUCUUCAGAAUCGAAUACCCAACAAGAACAAGCUCAACAACAACAACAACAAAUACCAGCGACUUAUAUCGAUUCAGUUGAAAAAUGGCCAUGUGAUCAAUGUACAUUUCUUAAUUAUCCACGAGCAGUGCGCUGUACUCAAUGUGGUUCAUAUCGUAUAAUUGGUACAGCACGUGUAUCGCCUGUUCAACCAUCGAUCGAUGCGAAUGUCAAUGAACGAAUUUCCCCACCAGCGUCCACAGCUGAUUCACGUCGUAUUGCCCAACGUUUAAGAAAAUGGACUUGUAAUCGAUGCACAACUGAUAAUUAUCCUGCAACCAAAAGAUGUAUAUCAUGCGGAAACUCACGUCAUCAUAGUACCAACAGUUCGAAUCCAAUCAUCCCAACACCAAUAUGUUCAUCGUCAUCAUCAUCAUCGACGUGUUCAUCAAUCUUAAUCGGUACUGACGAAGAACAGCGUAUGAAUGCUAUCAACAAAUCGAUGGAAAAUAUUAAUGUCGAAAGAGUAUCGAAUAAAGAAAGCAAAACCAAUCGUCUCAGUAGUGAAAAACGUUUCAUAUCGAAUCCAAAGAAGUCUUCAUCGACGCCAUCUGACCGAUUAUGGUUGAAAGCUUGUCAAACACUAUUGGAUCAUGGUUCAUUAACGAUCGUUUUCGAAUAUUUACUCUGCGGCGGUGAUCCAACCCGACAAAUCACAAUUGAGGAUAGUCAAUUUCUUACUUGUUCAUAUUUAUCCUCGAUCGAUCUCGUCGGACGAACGUUGAAGAAUUUAGCAAAUAUAACUGGACAAAUUGAACAAUUCUGUAAAUUUGAAAGUGCAUUUCAACAAUUGAUGAGACAACAAAAGAAACAGCCACAUACACGACGUGUACCAGCAAAUAUUUGUACUCGAAUAAAUGGAAUGAUUCAACAUUUUUUUCACAGUCAUUUGAAACUAAAGAAGAUCACUGAUUUUCAUUCGUACUUUUUAACAGAAUGGUUUACAGCUGUGUUACCAGCAGAAAUUCGUGACUUCUCUCAUCGAACCCAACAGCAAAUAUUCGAUGAUAUUCUUGAUCAACAAGUCCAACAAGAGCUUGAAAUUGAUAAUCGAAUCAUCAACUGGAAUAGUGAAGUCACCACUCGGUUUCAUUCUCGUUUAUAUGCAUUGUGGAAUCGAAAGAAUGGCGAUUGUUUAUUAGAUAGUGUUCUGCAGGUUUGCCUAGGAGUAUGGGAUACAGAGAAUACGCUACGCCGAGCAAUGGCUGAGUGUUUACAACAUGGCUCAAAUAAAUUUUUCGAACGAUGGAGUGAAUACGAACGAUUGGUAGCUGAAAAACAGCAAUACCGGCAAGAUGAACAUCAAUUAAAAAGUGACUGGAAUGAUGUAUUAACAUUCGCAAAUCAACCUGGUGAAAGUUUGGGACAUGCACAUAUAUUUGCACUAUCACAUAUCCUCCGUCGACCGAUCAUUGUUUAUGGUGUGACGAAUGUCAAAUCCUACCGAGGAGAAUAUUUCAUUGGUCUUGCUCGUUUUCAAGGUGUUUACUUACCAUUACUUUGGGAAACGAAUUUCUGUUCAAAAUCACCUAUAUGUCUCGGUUUUACUCGUAAUCAUUUCUCCGCGCUUGUACCUAUGCAAGAACGCAUCAAUAUCUCAUCAUCAUCAUCAUCCCGUUCGUCGUCACCAUUGAUUCUCAAUCACGAAAACGAUGUUCAACAACGUCCACCGCCUUCUUCAUCUUCGUUAAUAACUCAACCACAAAACGAGAAUAAUGACCAACAAAUUUUCUAUCAUCCAUUGAUGGAUUGCGAUGGAAAUCUUCUACCUGUACACUUUCUCACAGCAUCUGAAAUCGGACAUGAACAAGCAAUCCUUCAUCAAUGGCUUGACUGCGGUUUCACAAGUAAUGGUCUAUUAGUAGCUAAACAAAAAGUUGGGAAACGUCCUCAGGUGUGUCAACAGUCACUCGAUGCCUGGCUUCAACUUUAUUCGUCGAACAGUGGUACUCGUCGAAUGGAUUCCUCAUCGAGAUAG